AUGGAAAUAGUGGGGUGCCGAGCAGAAGACGACGCGUGUCCUUUCCGUCCCCCAGCCAUGCUCUUCCACGGCAUCUCCGGAGGCCACAUCCAAGGCAUCAUGGAAGAGAUGGAGCGCAGAUCCAAGAGCGAGGCCCGCCUGGCCAAAGGCGCGCAGCUCAACGGCCGGGACGCGGGAAUGCCUCCGCUGAGCCCCGAGAAGCCGGCUCUGUGCGCCGGCUGUGGGGGCAAAAUCUCGGACAGGUACUACCUGCUGGCGGUGGACAAGCAGUGGCAUCUGAGAUGCCUGAAGUGCUGUGAAUGUAAGCUGGCCCUCGAGUCCGAGCUCACCUGCUUCGCCAAGGACGGUAGCAUUUACUGCAAGGAGGAUUACUACAGAAGGUUCUCUGUGCAGAGAUGUGCCCGCUGCCACCUUGGUAUCUCCGCUUCCGAGAUGGUCAUGCGCGCCCGAGACUCUGUCUAUCACCUGAGCUGCUUCACCUGUUCCACCUGCAACAAGACCCUGACCACCGGCGACCAUUUUGGCAUGAAGGACAGCCUGGUGUACUGUCGCGCACACUUCGAGACCCUCUUACAGGGCGAGUAUCCACCGCAGCUGAGUUACACGGAGCUGGCGGCCAAGAGCGGGGGCUUGGCCCUGCCUUACUUCAAUGGCACCGGCACCGUACAGAAAGGGCGGCCCCGGAAGCGGAAGAGCCCCGCGCUGGGAGUGGACCUCGUCAAUUACAGCUCAGGUUGUAAUGAGAAUGACACCGACCACUUGGACCGGGACCAGCAGCCAUACCCAGCCUCGCAGAAGACCAAGCGUAUGCGGACCUCCUUCAAACACCACCAGCUCCGGACCAUGAAAUCCUACUUUGCCAUCAACCACAACCCUGAUGCCAAGGACCUCAAACAGCUUGCUCAGAAAACAGGCCUGACCAAAAGAGUUUUGCAGGUUUGGUUCCAAAACGCAAGAGCCAAAUUCAGAAGGAACCUUUUGCGGCAGGAGAAUGGGGGUGUUGAGAAAGCUGAUGGCACGUCGCUCCCGGCCCCGCCCUCAGCAGACAGCGGCGCUCUCACUCCACCCGGCACUGCGACCACUUUAACAGACCUGACCAAUCCCACUAUCACUGUAGUGACAGCCGUGACCUCUAACCUGGACAGCCACGAAUCCGGAAGCCCCUCACAAACUACCUUAACCAACCUUUUCUAA
Messenger RNA from Suncus etruscus (white-toothed pygmy shrew), 1194 nucleotides. RefSeq names its product LIM homeobox 9 (gene LHX9). Lineage: Eukaryota; Metazoa; Chordata; Mammalia; Eulipotyphla; Soricidae. The coding region runs from base 1 to 1194 and encodes 397 amino acids. The transcript has 5 exons. Gene Ontology annotation, cellular component: nucleus. Gene Ontology annotation, molecular function: DNA-binding transcription factor activity, RNA polymerase II-specific; RNA polymerase II transcription regulatory region sequence-specific DNA binding. The record is from RefSeq and is a predicted model, not a curated record. Gene Ontology annotation, biological process: neuron differentiation; regulation of transcription by RNA polymerase II.